AUGAGCGCCAGGGCGGAUGCGCUAACCGCGAACGGCUGCUUCUCGAAUGUCCUGGAUCUCGUCGGCUACAGACUGGGGUUCCUGGAAGUCAGCACCUGCAGGGAAGCCAACGCGGCCCCAGGACCUAUCGGGCCUGCGAUGAGUGUCGAGCAGCGAGGUCUAAGUGCUCUGGCGACCGUCCUGUUUUCCAGAGAUGUCGCCAGAACAACCAGCAAUGCUCGUUUCAAAGCUCUCCAGGUCAUAUGCAAACCGACCAGUUUCGAGGGUCUCCAUCAAAUGUCGACUUAUCAAUGCAGACUGAGACAGGUCUCGCUUCAGAUCCCGGGCACUCUGACCGUCAACCUGACGGAAUGCUCCCUUGCCUUGAAACUAGAUGACGACUUGGCUAAUGGGUCACCCAAGACUUCGCUACUGCACAUGAUGUGUAGUAUCGGAGCACAAUUUUAUGCUCUGGAAUACAGUGAAACAGUUGAACAGCUGUUGCCCAAGACAAUCCUUCUUGCUGGGAGUCACUGGGCAGCAAUAGCCAGAAGCCUCCUGCUUGCGAGUUUCGACCGAAUAUCUGUUGAGAAUCUGAUGGUCAACAGCCCAGCUGCUGUACGGCUAUUCUCUUCGAAUGGCAAUUACACCCAAGCUUUCAUGCUCAGUGCCCUCAUGACACGGAUGACCCACGCUCUCCAGAUCAAUCUAGAAUACACUACCGAUAUUCUCGGACAGCAUAGCGAUUCUAACACACUUUCAGUAACGGCUCGUGAGUCUCGUCGCAGGCUGAUGUGGAGCUGCUAUAUUACAGACGCUCAUUGCGGGAGUGGCGUCGACCAGCUUAUCCCCGUGGAUCUCAUGUCUCAAAAUUCGAUGAACAACAUCAGCAUAGCAGCAUACUUCAUCCAGCAUAUCGAGACGCGGAAACGUGUACUCAAGUACAUCAAACAUUAG
Molecule: messenger RNA, 936 nt
Organism: Exophiala aquamarina CBS 119918
Lineage: Eukaryota; Fungi; Ascomycota; Eurotiomycetes; Chaetothyriales; Herpotrichiellaceae
Exons: 4
Coding region: 1-936 (311 amino acids)
Biological process (GO): DNA-templated transcription
Cellular component (GO): nucleus
Molecular function (GO): zinc ion binding; DNA binding
Source: RefSeq, a predicted model, not a curated record